AUGCAACUCCUCCCCAUCCUCCUCCCUCUCGCCCUCACCCUCAUCCUCACCUCCCUCCCACUCACCACCGCCUCCCCUUCAAAUCCAGACCCCUCCUCCCCCUCUACUCCUUUCUCACAGCCCGAAUCGCCCGCCCUCCUCAACCGGCAACUCGCCGCCGGCGGCGGCCUCGCAGCCACCACGCUCGCGCCCUCACAAUACCCGAUCUCCACCACAGCCGGCAGCCUCUUCACCAUCAACGGCGUGACGAGCGCGACGUGGAAGCUGUACGUGCAGACGUUUGCGACUACCGCGCUGGGGACUUGGGAACUGGGGCCUACGCCGGGGGUGGGGAGUAUUGGGUUGGGGGAUAUUGAGGGGACGGUUGGGGGGUUGAGGGACGGGGGGACGAAGGGGAAGAGGGAUGAGAGGUUGGGAGAGGGGAUUAGGGCGAUUGAGACGCCUGUGCCGGUGGCGUAG
Molecule: messenger RNA, 459 nt
Organism: Cadophora gregata
Lineage: Eukaryota; Fungi; Ascomycota; Leotiomycetes; Helotiales; Ploettnerulaceae
Exons: 1
Coding region: 1-459 (152 amino acids)
Biological process (GO): fungal-type cell wall organization
Source: RefSeq, a predicted model, not a curated record